Messenger RNA from Heterostelium album PN500, 684 nucleotides. RefSeq lists its product as uncharacterized. The record is from RefSeq and is a predicted model, not a curated record. The coding region runs from base 1 to 684 and encodes 227 amino acids. The transcript is spliced from 5 exons. Lineage: Eukaryota; Evosea; Eumycetozoa; Acytosteliales; Acytosteliaceae.
AUGGAUAAUUGGAGAAAGAUUAGUAUUACACCUGUUUUAAAUGCGAAUGGUAAUAAUCAAUCACCUAAUAGAUCAUCUCCACAACAAAAUUCAACGGAUGAAGCAACAGAUUCAGUACCUAAACCAUUAAGAUAUCAAAUACCAGAUAAUGAUUUCUAUAGCUAUUUAAUAGGUACAUGGAAGAGAAAUUUAGAGUGGAAGGAAUUUGGUGGAUUGUUUCCACACAUCAGAACUAGUAAUACGGUGGUGAUGAUCGAGGAAUACAGAGGAUACGACAACGAUCCGAGUGCACGUCACUUGAAAUGGAGUUUCGGAAAGAGUCUAGAGAAGAGUGAACUGCGAUUCGGUUACUCAAUGAAGUGUGUACAGGCGCCAAAGAACACAGAGACCUACCUCGAGUGGACCUACAUCGGAACGGUUUGUCACGGUAAAUACCUACCGUCGACCAACGUCGCAGUACUCAACUUUUUCCAACCACAAUCAACCGUUUUAGUUACCUACAGAGUUAUAGAUGAGAAUACAAUGUCAGUUUGUGUAGUCGAAGUCGAUAAGAAACAAACACCAUCCAUACAAUAUGGAAAUAUUGUGUGGUGUAGAGAUGUUUUAAUGUUUGAUAUUGUACAUCUAUCCAAAACUAUAAAUACUCAAGUUUCAAAUUCAAUUCAACAUUCACAUCAUCUUUAA